GCGAAAGAUGGGGCAUCAUUCUUUAAAGACAUAUUCUCAGCUUGCAGUGUGCAGUUUGGCGAAAAAUAACAUUGCAAACUAGCUUUGUCUCAGGCCUACAUCUCCCACGGACAUAUGUCGACAUGUAUAUUCUAAAUUUACAGGUGUUAACGUUAGGAAGCUCUAAAAACCCAUGGACGAAUAUAAAUCAAUGGUCAGCUAACAAGUCUAGCUAAUUUAUUAGCAUCAACUACAUUCCUAACUAGAGGUGAAAGCGCCAUUUUUGGACUUUCUUCGGGAUUUUAGACUCCUAGGAUAAACUCCUGCUUAUAAUUAGCGGCAUAAUGCCUUUAUCUCCGUUUACUACAGUUGUUACUGUGGUUUCUUACGUUUUUGCCACUUGGAAAGACAAAAGUUGAACCUUAACCCUACCUCGACUUUCUCAGAGAGGACAACACAGUCUGUCCUGCAUGAUGUGGAUGUGUAUUGCUGCUUUCCUGUUGUGGACGAGGUCAGGAGGAUGCACAGAGAAGGCCAACACAUCAGACCUGCUUGAAUACACUGCUGCAGACUUCUAUGAGAAAUUGCAUUCUGGGAAGAUGAUGUUUGUCUAUUUUGAGCAUAAAGUCUCUCCAACCAUCUCUCUCUUCUUGGUGGAGCUGGAGAAGUCUGCUGAAGUUCUGAAGGAUUAUGGAGUACUGGUUGGCAAGGUCAAUUGCAAUAAAGAGCUGGUUCACACAUACUGCACAGACGAAAGGCUAUUGCACACAGCUUUUCUGUUCAGGGGUGGUAAGGAGUUCUUGGGUUUGGAUUUGGACACCGUGUUUGAUGUCAACUCCAUAGUCUCUGAAGUCCUGUUUGCCAUCCUGCGUGAAGAGGUCAAGUACGUCCACACGGAUGCUGACCUCCUGGCCAUGGAGAAGGCAGCCAGGGGGCAAAAGGAUAUUGUGCUGGGUCAUGUCCGCAGUUUGGGAACACAAGAGCACAGAUCGAUGAUGGAGACAGCAUAUGUGUAUGGAUCCAAAUACCAGUUCAUCCUCAUAACAGGAGGACCAGUCCUGAAACAUUUAGGUGUGAAUGAAUCGUCCCACUUGUCGCAAGUGUGGUUCCUCCACUGUACAGUUCACAGUGGGUUCAUGACCCCGAUGACCUCUGAGCGCUGCCCUUUGACCCGCAUGAGGAAACCCCUGUCCAUCCUCAGCCUGCACUCCUUCCUGCAGCUCAUGGAGGCUCCACUGGUGUCUGAAGUAUACGAUGACCCCUCCAUGGUCCCGCCCCCCCAGUUCCCCUACCAGCAGACCCCUCAGGUCUUCCUCUUCUCUCGUCCCGCCACCGAGCACCUGGACCUGGACACAGCCACCACUCUGGCUUGGAGGCUCCGGGGCAUUGCCCUGCUGCUGCUCGUACAGAGGCAGAGUCCUGCAGUGAAAACUCCCGAUGAAUAUAAUGCCGCUUACAGGCUGCCUGAGAAGAGUUUAGAGGUGAAGUAUAUGACCUUACACAACCUUGAUGAGGUGUUGGAGAUCUUUACAAAUCAAGAGAAAGAGGGAGAGGAGGAGGAGGAUGAAGAGGAGGACGAGGACGAGGGGUUGGAGGACGAGGAGGAUUCAGAUUUUGGUAAGCUGGACGACGAGAUUGCAGCGUCUGUCUACGAAAACCGUGGCAACUUGCUGGACAUGGACUCAAUUACCCAACUGACCUCUGACAACUUCCACACUACAGUAGCACAAAGCAGCCUGACAGUGGCACUCUUCUACCUCAGAUGGGAUGCUGUUUCAAUGGCUUUUCUCAGCUCCUUCAUUGAAGUUGCAGAGAGGCUUGCAGACUCUGAGGUCGACGAUGUCCAGAUGAGUGCGAUCGACUGCGGAGAGUGGACCGACCUCUGUGCCGCUCAGCCAGGCAGUUCCCUCCCGGCCCUGUUUCAGCCAAUCACAGCCUUCCCCAGCAUCCUGCUGCUCCGCCCCAAGGUGUCGGCCCAGCACUACAGAGGCAUGCUGGGUAGUGAGGCACUGCAUCGCUUCAUCAUGCUGAGCCGCCCAGCUUCUCCUGCAUGGCUAUCCACCCAGGAUGAAGUGAUAUUGUUUCUACAGGAAGUGCCUCAUCCUGAGCUAGCAGGCUAUAAGCCUGACAGAGUACUGGGACUGUUUAAGACUAAAACACAUGCAGGAGUACCAGUAUUUACAGAAGCAGCAAAGUCAAUGAGGGGAGAGGUGCUAACUGGCUUGUUGACAGACGGGCUGGCAGACAAAUGGGCCACAGACCACACUGUGGACUUUCCCACAGUGUUGGUGUUUCCAUCUUGGGGGUCACACACCCAUCCCUCUGCGGUGCCUGUGUCCUCCUCUGCUGAAGAGCUUCUCGCACACGUCAACACUGCACUGCUCCAUCCAAUGCCUGAGCUGACGGUGGAAAACCUGCCAUCCUUCCUCUCUCUGAGUAAAGCCCUCCUACUCCUCUUUGUGGGAGAGGAGGAGGAUGAGAUUGGACGGAGGCAGAACCAGGCGCUGGUGGAGGAGAUGAGACGAGUGGUAGAGUUGGGAGAAGGGAAGAUGGAGAGAUAUCUAGCCUGCUGGAUCCACCUGGGCCGUACUCCAGCUGGUAUGUCUGUCCUGGGGUCAUACCUGGGCUCUAUGCCCCCCCUCCCUGCACUAGUCCUCACCCAUUUGCCCUCUGGAGGUGAAAUCUAUCAGUACCCCCCCAACACCCCCAUAGUGGCCUCCUCUGUCCUGCAAUGGCUGCAGAGGAUUGAGGGUGGAACUGAAUCACCAGCAGGGAUGUUGGCUAAGGAUAGCUGGCCUCCUGCUGUCAAGUUCUAUGACUUUCUGAAAAUCAUGGACACGCAGGAACCCGGCUCCACCAAGCAGCAAACUCCUAAAGAGGAAGAAGAAGAGGAGGGGGACGAGGAAGAGGUGAAUGCGGAAGAGGAUUUAGUGGUAGCAGAGGCAACAGAUUCCUCCUCCAGCUCUGCUGCUCCUGAUGCCAACCCUAACACUCACUCUGAACUGUAGCAGACCAACAUGGGAGGGAAAUAACACUAAGCCAUUUAUUAAAUUUCUUUUACUGUUGAUAUGGGCUUCAGUUUUUUUUUUCUUUUUAUUAAAUUAGGAUUUUAUUUUAUAUUUUUAUUAUGCUGUUUUUAUCAUUAGAUUAUUGAAUGCAUAACUCUUUCCUGGAAUUUUAUGAUCAUGUUGGUAAAGUUUUGGCCAAAAACACAUAAUGUAGCAUAUUAAGGCAUAGUUUUAGGUGAGAGUGACUACAGGAACUGUAAAGUUUAGGUUUUUUAAACCACUUUUUAUAUUGUAUGUGUUCUAUUUAAAUUUUUCCAGGUUUUAAUAUCACUUUACACAUCUUCUGAAGGUGUUUUCUCAUGAGUGUUUACAGAAAUCUUUGGCUUCAUUUCCUGGAGUCCUACUCACUGUCUGCCGGGGUUUUGUGACUUACUCCCUGUAAACGCUGUGGUUUCAGCUGAUUAGCUGACUUUUUUAAGAAACAUUUUUUAAGCUACAACUUGCAGGAAGUGUGUGUCACUCUUGUCGGUCAGCCCUUUCAGUUGCUCCCUACUCACCUUCAGUUCAGCUCAGCUGGUGAAACAAGCCACAGCAAGCUCUGAACCUGAGGGUGGACGGUUAGCACCAAGAUGGUUUCAGUUUGUCAAAACAAUGUGUUUGAAAAAGGUAUACACAUAAAAUCAGGGCUUUUGGGCUUUCUUUGCAUAUUAAUGUUAAGCAAAACUAUGAACUCUAAUUCCAAAUGGUCCUUGAUAAAGCAUUUCCUGAAACUGUGUUGAUACAGAAUUCUUCAGUUUUAGAUGCUCUGCCUGCCAAAUUCAGUUUCAGUUUUGUUUCCGUAAAAUACUGCUUACACGUGCAUCAGUAAAAAUAAUCCAGUAGUGUAAUAUUUAUAACAAUGCAAACUCACAGGGGCCAUUUUCCUGCAUUAUAGCUACUUUUAUUUUUGAUACUUUAAGUAAAUUUUGUUGAUAAUACUCACUUAAAGUAAUAUGUACUUUAUCUCAUGUAAGAUUUUGAAGACAAUAUUUUUACACUGUCGUAUUUCUGCUUUAUUUAAGUAAAGGAUCUGAAUAGUUUCUUCCACCACUCACUCUCUCUUAUUGGCAAAUAAUGGUUGCACGCAUAAUGAUUAAGGGCUGAUUUACAAGAAACAUAAGAGGUGAUCAAAGUAGACCACCUCCACCUCAGCGCUGCCUCCUUUUCCCCUGAAUUUUCAGUGCUCGGUUGUCAUGACCUGUCAGACACCCUUUCAGAAUUAACGACCUGUCUCUAAAAGUACCCGUCAGCAGCAAUAGGGGGAUAUGUGCUGCCUCAUAUAACAGUAAAAUCAUUAUAAAUUGUGUGGAAGAGUGCUUUUAAAUGCUGGACUCUCACUGGGCAGGUUGCUAAUAUUUCUGGAUUUUAAAAUCACUUACUGGCCUCUACUCCCUCCAGUUUUUUCUGCUAAAGAAGGAUUGAUGGCUGAUCUGUAUUGAGCCAACUGUUUGUUUUAUAUUGGGUGAAGUAAAGCUGCGUUAUAUAGAUGGGAUUGUGAAUAUUUGAACCUUUGUUAGAAAUUUUGAUCUUUUUUAUUAUUGUCAAGGGCAUGUUUACUGUGACUGUAAGCCUAGUUAACGUUCUAAUAAGCAAAUUCAUCACAAUGGCUUUGCAGCUUUGCUGCAGAAUUUCACGGAUGAUAGCUCAACCAUCCUAAAAUUUUAACAGUUGCCACAUCUGCCUAUGCUCUAAUAAAAUCACACCAUGUGUGGAAUUUGCAGUGACUUGAGAUGUUUCCAUCAGAUGUCUAUGUCCUGGAAAUGUUUUUGAAAUGAUUCUGACGUUAUUUUUCCCGUUAUUUCACCUCCUGUACCGUAAUCACAUCGACAUCAAGGCAGAGCUGGGUAAUUUUUCCUGGCAGUUGAGAUGCAGAACAAAGGAGGUGGAAUAGGUUUGUUGCAUUUGUUUGUUUUAAAUAGUACGUGGCUUUAAAUUCUGGUUUCUGAGUUGUAUAAUCAAUUAGUGCCUCAGUUAAAGGGGAACAUCCAUCCUAAACAUGUAAUAAAGGGACUAAAGAACACUUGGAGUGUGGUUUAGGGUGGAUUUUCUUUUUGAGCCCUUGCUGUAUGUGAACCCUUAUUUGCUCAAUUACUUGCUUAGUCUUUGUUUUGAUUGAGGACUUGGCUUUUGCUCUGAGGGCUGACA
Molecule: messenger RNA, 5171 nt
Organism: Xiphias gladius (swordfish)
Lineage: Eukaryota; Metazoa; Chordata; Actinopteri; Istiophoriformes; Xiphiidae
Gene: txndc16
Product: thioredoxin domain containing 16
Exons: 20
Coding region: 450-2987 (845 amino acids)
Source: RefSeq, a predicted model, not a curated record